AUGCCGCCGCUAGCGAAGUCCAUUUGCGCAAUCUUGCUAGCCGUGAGCUUUCUCUUUGAUAGAGCUCGAGGAUUUCCCUCAGGAGGAACUAGGGUAACCAUCGGCUAUCGAACAGAAGAAGCCGAGCUUAUCAAUUUUCUCCGUCAGCCAUUUAGAGAUAGAGAAUAUGAUGAAGAAGCUGAUGGCUUGAAUCAAUUAGGACAUGGCUUUUACAUGAUAAACGAACCUGCUGGCUGGCCAGGUCGUCCAUUGGAGGAUAAUUGGUUUUGUGUUAUCAAGGCAGAUGGUGAUAAGGUUAAGAAUGCGGCCAAAAUUUACAUCCCAGAACGUUAUUCGAAAUUGACCUGGAAUGCUCGGACUGAGGAGGUAUACUUGUGGGCCGGAGAAGAAGAAACCGUCCUUGAAUACAUCGAAUCGAUGAUCCCAAACCCCGAGCGGGCGCUGCGCUUCUCAUGGAUCGUAGCUGGAGGUUCGAUGCAGCAAAUGGUCAUUCCAAGUGAUAUAAUAAAUUACAAUGAGCUGGAUAUGUGGGCCCAAUGCUUUCAGACAGCGGAAGAGCUUUAUCGAUGUUCGAGCGAAAUCAUUGAUUGGAAGAGUUGGGAGAUUACUGGGAAUCCUGGAAUACCUGGCUCUGCAAAUUACAUUCAACCGGAUUUCUGA
Messenger RNA from Drepanopeziza brunnea f. sp. 'multigermtubi' MB_m1, 660 nucleotides. The record is from RefSeq and is a predicted model, not a curated record. NCBI's taxonomy places the organism in Eukaryota, Fungi, Ascomycota, Leotiomycetes, Helotiales, Drepanopezizaceae.